AUAACACACGAAUUAGCGCCUUUUUAUUGGUGUCAACGUCUUGACACUUUGAGUUUAAAAAAAACUUGUUUCCCACCCGUCGCCCAGUGGUCGCGUUGUUCGCGUCUGCAAUGCUAGCAUUGUUAGCAUUAACACGCUCGCUCUUUUCUCGACAAAAACGACUUGAGAGUGAGUGAGUGCACAAUCGUUAGGAGUCGUUUACAUGUUUCCAAAUAUAAAGUCUUCAAGCUAUAUAUGAACUCAUCAUUCUUGGACAACCCCAGCUCCUUUUCCGAUUGAACGGUGGGCAUUUCUGACUUCCGCAGAGUAGGAAGUGCCUGUUUUAAAAGUUCAGGUGUGAAGUAAACUUGGCCAAAAAUCUUUGGAGUAAUGCCUAGGGCUAAAAGUAUCUCCAGCAUACUUUCGUUAGUAUUUUUUUAGCGCAACCCACCCAGCUUCAUAGUUAGACCCGUAGCAACGCACUUUAUAACGAAAAUAAAUUUGUUCGACAAGUGAUGUCAUUUACAGAAUGCCGAGUCGCUCCUCAGCCAUCAUAAUGCAUUGUUGAUUGCCCUGUUAACUAAUCUUUGCCAUUGUUAUCAAGUUAUUCGCCUCGGACCUGUGUGGUGAUGAUGCACUGUUCACAGUCGGGCAAACAGCUGUUUGACUGGCCAAAAGAAAAGAAUAGGGCAGUCAAGUUGGUGGCGGCACUGAAAAAGAAGGAACACAAUACCUCCCUUGCCUGAUGCUCCUGACACUUCAGUGAUGGAACCUCUGAGGAGCAGGAACAUCAUCUCUUAAGCCCUUCGUGUUUGCGUUGACUUUUUCCAUGGUCGUCUUUCGUCGGCUGUCAGAACCUGGAAAGUUCGGACUUGGAUUGCCAAAGUGAAACUGGAAGUCAGCAGGAUGCCGGACACAGUAAGUAAGUAAAGAGGAGGAACCCAAAGAUCAGUGCCGCUCAUAGAGUGAGUGCUGUAGCGGCAGAAGUCGUGUCAGAAGUGCGACAGUGAGAAGUCAAGAAUGGCAGGAAAAGACUACAAUCACCUUUUCAAGCUGCUCAUCAUCGGCGAUUCCAAUGUUGGGAAAAGCAGCCUGCUGCUACGCUUUGCCGACAAUUCCUUCUCUGGAAGUUACAUCACCACCAUCGGCGUGGACUUCAAGAUCAGGACGGUGGAUGUGGAAGGGGAGCGUGUCAAGCUACAAAUUUGGGACACGGCCGGACAGGAGCGAUUCAGGACCAUCACCUCCACGUAUUACAGGAACACGCACGGCGUCAUCAUAGUGUACGACGUGACCAAUCCCGAGUCGUUUGUCAACGUCAAGCGCUGGCUCAACGAAAUCUCUCAAAACUGCGACAGUGUCUGCAAGGUGCUGGUAGGGAACAAGAACGACGACCCAUCCAGAAAGCAGGUGGACACCCAGGACGCGCUGCGCUUCGGGGAGUCGGUGGGGGUGCGCGUGUUUGAGACCAGUGCCAAAGAGAACAUCAACGUGGAAGAGAUGUUCAUGGCCUUCACUCACAUGGUCCUGCGGGCCAAGAAGCAAAGUCAGAGCCGGGCCGAGCGGGAACGUGAGCGCGAGAGGGACACGGUCAACAUCAACGCGCAUCGGGAGCGGGACCGCCGGAAGAGAGCCAAGAAAUGCUGCUGAGAGUAAAAGCACAAGUUUGUUGUUGUAUUGUUCUUUUUUUUGCUCAUCAUCUCACGUCCGCACUGACAACUUCAUUGGUGACUACUGUACUAGCGACAUAUGACCACAUGUGAAUACUGGAGUAGCAUUAAUACACACUAGUGCUGGGGCCACACUCACAAAAUAUACAGCUACUGCACUAUGAUUUUGAAUUUGUUUUUUUAAAGAAUGAAUUUGUAGAUUUUUUUUAAGUCAAAAUACUGCAAGAAGAAGUCAUUUGCGAUUUAUUGUGGACUAGGGUCAUAAUAUUAGUACAAAGUCUGCAAUGAAGUGUUUUUGUCUUAAACAUUCGUGCAUCAUACAUCAUAUUCGGAGGAAAGCCAGACAAGCAGAAGUCGUGCGUGCGUGAAUUUUCUCCCGGUGCGCCGAUAAACUCCACACGAGAAGGCAAGAGCCCACAUUCAAACCCUCAACCUCACCACUGUGGGACGUUCAUGUCUAACCACUUGUACAUUGUAUUAAAUAUGCAAAUGUUAAAAAAAAAACUUUAGACUCAUCCAUUAUGCCUAAUAUGAUAUAAAAAAGUAGCACUUUAGAAUCUUUUUUUCUUGUUGAAAUUAUUUAACAAUUCUUGAUAAUGCAGAACUCAGAAAAAAAUCCACAUCAUCAGGUAAUGCCCAAUUUUUACAAAUAUACAAAAAGCAUGACUUAAAUCUUGAA
Molecule: messenger RNA, 2328 nt
Organism: Hippocampus zosterae (dwarf seahorse)
Lineage: Eukaryota; Metazoa; Chordata; Actinopteri; Syngnathiformes; Syngnathidae
Product: ras-related protein Rab-35
Exons: 8
Coding region: 1000-1629 (209 amino acids)
Biological process (GO): endocytic recycling
Cellular component (GO): plasma membrane; endosome membrane
Molecular function (GO): GTPase activity; GTP binding
Source: RefSeq, a predicted model, not a curated record